AUGUCAGUGCAGUGUAUGCCACCUAUCGGUGCUCUGAUGCCAUUGCACAGAGGUAUAUCACGAGAUCAUUGGCACAAACGCAGGAAGACUGGCGGCAAACGAAAGCCUCUGAGGAAGAAGAGGAAGUUCGAGUUGGGCCGACCCUCAGCCAACACCAAGAUUGGUCCCAAACGCGUGCAUUUGGUCCGCACCAGAGGUGGUAACAGCAAGUUCCGGGCUCUACGUCUAGAUCACGGCAACUUCGCCUGGGCUUCAGAGCGCACCACUCGUAAGACCCGUAUCAUUGACGUGGUCUAUAACGCCAGUAACAAUGAAUUGGUCCGAACCAAGACUUUGGUGAAGAACUGCAUUGUUCUGAUCGAUGCAACGCCUUUCCGUCUCUGGUAUGAGAACUACUAUUCGGCGCCUUUGGGUCGUAAGAAGGGCUUGAAAUUGACCGAAGCCGAUGAGGAGAUCUUCAAUAAGAAGAGAAGCAAAAAGUGUGACAAGAAGUAUAAAUUAAGACAAAAGGUGGCGAAAGUGGAGGCGGCUCUCGACGAGCAGUUUAUGGCCGGAAGAGUUCUCGCAUGUCUGGCCUCACGUCCCGGACAAGUGGGAAGGGCUGACGGAUACAUUCUUGAGGGCAAAGAACUUGAGUUCUAUUUAAAGAAAAUCAAAGCCAAGAAAGGAAAAUAAAUGUUUGAUUUCAUGUCGUUUUUGAACUUAAUUUUCAAUAAAAUUCUUGAAUAAAUGUAUCGAUUAUUAAUUUAAA
Messenger RNA from Oppiella nova, 751 nucleotides. Lineage: Eukaryota; Metazoa; Arthropoda; Arachnida; Sarcoptiformes; Oppiidae. The record is from the annotation of a GenBank genome assembly.